Molecule: messenger RNA, 4774 nt
Organism: Cynoglossus semilaevis (tongue sole)
Lineage: Eukaryota; Metazoa; Chordata; Actinopteri; Pleuronectiformes; Cynoglossidae
Gene: ak4
Product: adenylate kinase 4
Exons: 5
Coding region: 444-1124 (226 amino acids)
Biological process (GO): nucleobase-containing compound metabolic process
Cellular component (GO): mitochondrion
Molecular function (GO): AMP kinase activity; ATP binding
Source: RefSeq, a predicted model, not a curated record
CCAACCACCAUCCGCAUUUUUUCUGAAUGAUGUGCACAAAAAUUAGGGCGUUGUGGAGACUUCGAUACUCAUUCGCAGAAAGAAAGUCUGCGCUUUUAAAAACGUAGGCGAGCAAUGGAUUUGUAUAAGUAAGAGGAAGAAGAAAAAAAGGAGAGACAAAAAGGGGCGUUUAACUUGACUGGAGCUCGACAUAUCCAAUGUGUGUAGAGAGAAGGCUCUGCGUAAAAACCCACGAACGACAGAUAGAGCUGGCAUUGGAAUCCGCUUUGGCACGGCUUCUUUUGUAACCUUCUAAGACUUUUGGACAGUUAAACCGCACCAAAAACCCAAUUGUUAUUACUUUUUUUUUCAGAGCGAAUCCAAAACAAGGCGUGCGUCAUCGUGUGGCGAGCUAACAGGAAAACUAGAACGCACUGAUCCCGCAGCCUCUUUUUGAGGAAGACAUGGCUAAAUUGUUCCGAGCUGCUAUCAUGGGUCCACCAGGAUCAGGGAAAGGAACCAUCUCCAAAAGAAUCGCGCAAAGCUUUGGCCUCCUGUAUCUGUCCUGUGGACACUAUCUCCGGGAGAGCAUAGUUGCAAAAACAGAGGCAGGUGUGCUGGUCAAGUCCUACGUUGAAAGAAGCAUGCUGGUGCCUGACCAGGUGAUAACCAGUAUGAUGCUGCCCAGACUGGAGCAGCUGAGUGGCCAGAGCUGGCUGCUGGACGGUUUUCCACGAACACUGCCACAAGCCACGGCUUUGAACAACCUGUAUCAGCUAGAUUUGGUCAUCAGUCUCAACAUCCCCUACGAGUCUCUGAGAGAGAGACUGAGUGACCGCUGGGUCCAUCCAGGCAGCGGUCGGGUCUACAACAUGGGCUUCAACCCACCACAAGUGCAGGGUAAGGAUGAUGUCACUGGGGAGCCACUGAUUCAGCACGAUGACGACAAACCAGAAGCCCUGAUGGCCAGACUGAGGCACUACAAGGAUGUAGCGAAGCCCGUAAUAGACUUAUACAAGUCCCAGGGAAUUCUGCACUCAUUCUCCGGUACAGAGACAGACAGGAUUUGGCCAUACAUCAACUCUCUCCUCAGCACCAAGAUGCACACACAGGCAUCAGAUGCCUGCCAGACCCACACCCCCUGACAGUAGCCUGGGAACAAGGACCAUGGGGAAACAUCAAGAGACCAUUAGAGGAAGUGGGUGGACGUUUCUGCACGCUGACCUCGGUGUCAGUUUUCUUCCUGCUCAUUAACGGUGGGGAUUUGAGAAAUGAGUUUCAGCAAAGUCAUACUGUAGGCAGCCAUUAGGUUUCCUAUCAGUCACUUCCUUAGGAAUGGUCAGAUAUGAAAGAGCAAUCCAGAAAAUGACACAUAUGAUAGUGACAUUUCAACCCUCUCUAAUGCCGAAUAAAAAAUCUUUAGAAACACAUUCGAAACAUUUUUAUCAAACAUUUGACAUUUUUUUAUUUUACUUUUCUAAAAAAAAAACAACCUUAAAAUAUAUCAAUACCAGAUAAAAGAUAGCUAAGAAUACUAAUUUUUCAUCCCUCAGGAUCAAUUAUACUACAAUCCAUUCUUUUUAUUUUUAAUCCCAAAAUCCCAUUGAUCUUUCGAGUUAUUUCCUUUGAAUUUGCUCUAUAUUUGCAGUGCUGCAAAGGACAAAUUCAUUUGGUGAACAGUUGCUGUACGUGAGUGCCUUGAGAAUCGUAGCAAGAUAGUGAGGAAGAAAAGUGAAAAGGACAUGAAAGUAGUUCACGAGUUUGUGUAAUACAGGUGUGCCUUUGUUUGACUAAUCCAAGCCCACAUUCAAAAAAGCAAUUUAAUAAACGUUCAGUCUAAAAAAAAAGGCAAUAUGAUGGAACUGAAGUUAGCCCAGAAAAAGCUAACUGUACGACAAAACGGCUAAAAACGAGCUAAAAAAUGUAAAUACUUAAUGUGAAAUUAAUUAAUAUAAAGGGGUAGAAUUUAUAUUGGUAAAAGAGGACCUAACUUACAAACAAAAGUUAGUAUAGAUAUAGCUAUUUAGAAUAAAGUGAGCCAAAAUAUUUGCUAAAUUGUGACCAAAUAAAAGUGAUUGUCAGCCAAGUUUUUAAAAUUGGUACAUAAAUGCAGGAAAAAUAUAAAAUAACUCCAAAAUAUGCCUUAAACCGCAUAUUUAGACAUACUUCAUAUCUUAUAAAAAAUAUAAACAAGUUAAAUAUUACAGAAAGCCAAAUGCCAGGACGAUAGUUCAAAGCCUUAAUUUGUUAAAAUGUUGAGAAAUACAGAAGCACAAAUAAAUGUAAGCGCUAAUAAAUAGCACCAAGCUAAGUUAAACUGACACAUCCAGACAACAGGACUAAAAACAAAACCUAGUGAAGUGGUCAUGUGGUGACAUGUGAUGACCCAAUUUUCAAGGAUUUUGAAGUGACAGAAAAAAAAGGUUACAAAAUUAAACGCUUGGUUCUGGCUAACUUGCACACCGCUAGCACGUCAGUAAUUAGCAGCCUUAUGAUAGCGUAGCUAAAGGCAGCAUAUCGCCCCCUGUUGUAGUAAAAAAUUAGACGUGAUCCUGAUUGGCUGUGAGGAGGGAUAAGGACGUUAGUCCAACUGAAAUGACCCUGGUCAUGUACUGAAAAAAUGGAGCUGGUAGAAAGACAACACAAGGUCGUGAGACUUCAGCCACAGGCAGGUUGUUUGUUGUUGUAGUUUUUACAUCUGUGCUUUUUUACAGUAACGUUUUUAGAUACUCUAAAUACAGAACCGAGAACGCACAACAAAAUCAUUUUGUAAUGACUUUAACUCCAAAGACAGCUUCAAGAUAGAUAUUCAACUACAGGAAUACUAACACUGUUUUGUAUCGUACACAAUUAUCUUGUGAACACCGCAAGCUUUCGCAAAAAUCAACCUGUUUUAUAUCGCGCUGGUGCAGCAGCAGUUAGCGGCUGUAGGUGACAGAGUAGCAUUUGUCAUUUCUAGCUUAGCAUCUGAAGGAACUGUCCGUCUGUUUUUAAACAAGUCGCACUGUGUAAACUGUUAUUCUUUGGCUUUUGUGCUGGAAUGCUGCAAAAACGUGUGAAGCUGGAGCUGGGGCGGGGGCCUGGUUGGGGCACGAAGCACUGGGUUGCUUACACAGCACACUCUUUAGCUGGGAUGAAGACAAGUGCACUUAGCAUAUACAGUAUAGUCAUGUCAGUACUGUAUGUACGUAUAUAUUCAGUGUUGAUUUCUCAAAUAUAUACCAGAAAACCGCCCAGAGAUUUAUUUUUCUUAGCACUGUCAGUGUGUUAUUGCUCAGAAUGUGUUGUUCCUUUACAGAAUAUGAGCAACUUUAGGGCGAGUGAGCCACAGUCAUGUGAUCAUCCUGACUGGGCUGUACAGGAUAAACACAUGAUUGUAAGGGUGAUGUCAGAUUUAUUAAGUUACAGGGUAAAAUAAUUUACAAAAACAAAUGACAUUUUCUUUACGCUUCCAUACGUCUAAAUAAUUAAAGUAAUCUAAACUUAUUUCAUGAAAAUUGAUGCGUUUUGUAUACAGUUUAUAUAAAGUGUUUACAUCACUUUAAAAUACUUUGAUUCAUUUGGAUGAACAAAUCAUGAUGCCAUUUUUUUUGUUUUCUGUUUCUUUUUAUUUCAGAAAAUUAAAAUAACUGUACUUUAUUACACUAAGGGAAUAAAAUAAACCUAAGAACUGAGCCUUAACAGCAAUAUUGAACUUACUUAUGUCUACAACUAAAUAAGUUUUGCUGUUUUUGCAUUUUAGACUUUUUAGUCAUAAAAAGUUGAUGCAGCAUAAACAAAAAGUUGAUUGUUGAGUUGAGUUUUUCAGAUCAAGAGAAGGUUAGAAAACAACACAGUGAACACGGUAUCACAUAUAAUACAUUAGUAACUAACAAGAACCGAGACACAUUUGAAAUAUUUGGGGAAACUUUUUUUUUAAUCUACUCUAUGAGUCCUGACCAGUGUUGUAAAAACAUGUACUGCUGGAUUUUAACUCCUUGAGAAACCAAACACCAAGCGAUGCAGAGAGAAUCACAUGGGACUAUGAAGCUUCAUUGCCUCACAACGAGCCAUAGCGAGCUCCCUCGUGUGGCUUUUACCUGUAGCUGCACCACAAAUGUGCUGCGUGCACACAGAACUGAAGGGGUAGUUAAAAAUAAAGCUACGAAGACACUGCCAACUCAUGGUUUUGCCAUCAGUUUGCUAGUUUGUGAGGGAAAACGUAAUCAUUUUGUUAUAUUAUAUGAGAGCAGAUUUCAAAAGCAGGGAAUGUUGACUUCCUGUCCUCUUUGGUGACGUUAUCCUCUGGCUUUGGACCACAUUGAACACACCCUCCACCCACAGUUUCACUUUCUUUAAUGAGCACUGAGAAGAUACAAAGAGGUUUUUUUAAAAAAAGAAGAAAAAUCUGAUUUGUAAAGUCUAGGGUUUUGAACAUAGUUUUCCUUCUGGUCUCAGUGAUCCCAGCAGUGUUGCUGUGAAUAGUUAAGACGCUGCCAAGGCCUUGUAGAAAAAUUCAAAAUAAAAAAGUUUCCAGAGGUGAGGACAGGCUGUUGCUUUAGAUGAUCUGUAUAACUAACUCCAGUGUACGCCUAAUGUCAACACGCAGCCUGUCGCGGGCUGUCAGAGUGCCUUCAGCGGGGGGAGGAGGGGGGCACUGUGGGACGUCUGUAGUGUACGUGGGUGUGUGUGUGUGUGACCACACCCCGCUGCUGCUGUUGUGUAACACUGCUGGAUUUUCUGCUUCCCUAUUUUUAUACCACAGUGUUGAAACAUGUCACAGUCUAAGAACAAUAAAAGUGUUUUUUUCACUCUG